GAUGAUGGAAGCAAAGCAAAAGACAAUGGCAUCAGCACAUCCUUCAAUCCUCCUCUUCCUUGUCUUCAUCUCUUCCACAGUCGGCGGCACCACAACAUGCCGGGACACAUGCGGCUCCACACAGGUCAAAUAUCCAUUCGGAACCGGCCCCGGUUGCGGCUCCCCUCUCUUCACCCCUUACAUCUCAUGCACUUCAAACGGCACUUCCGACCAACUCACCCUCAAAACCCACACAGCCUCAUACCCAAUCACCUCCAUCUCAUACCCUACUUCCACACUAACCCUAACCCCACCAACCAUGUCCACAUGCACCUCCAUGCACACCUCACCAACCAACUUCGGCCUUGACUGGGCCACACCCUUCCAAAUCACCUCCACCACCUUCAUCCUCCUCUCUUGCCAGCCCCCACUCAAAGCCACUCCCAUCUGCGACCCUUCCCUAGACUACCUUUGCGCAUCCAUUUACACGUGUCCUUCCGUGGUUUCACUCGGCAUGCCUCUCUUCCCUCCCGCCAACACUUGCUGUGUGUACUCGCCGGCUAACCUUGAUGGUAAGGGUGAGUUGGACCUACAAGCCAUGAAGUGCGGUGGUUAUGCUUCCGUCGUGUCGCUUGGGGAUACCCCUACGGACCCUACUCACUGGGUUUAUGGUGUCAACUUGAAGUUCUCUUAUGGUGCUCUUCAGAGUAACUAUGUCACCAGUAAGUGUAACACGUGCGAGUAUAGCGGUGGAAUCUGCGGGUAUGCUACUCCCGGAGAUGCAUUUCUUUGUGUCUGUAAAGGUGGAUAUAACACUAGUUUGGAUUGCUCCAAUAAUGGUUUCAACCAGAACCAGCUCCAGGACUAUCUCUGGGACUCUUUUUCCUCUCCAACAAUGUUUGCACCUAGCGGGUAUGUUUGGAGUUUCAUCUUGGCUGGUAUUGUCUCCAGCUUAUUUUGAGCCGCGAUUCACCAUGCAGCUGGAUAUUGAAUAUUAGCUAGCUGCUAGCUCGUUUGUAGUUAUGCAUAGCAGCAAGGCAUUUUCAAACUUACUUUAAUUAAUGUGCCUAAAAGUUGCAUUGUGUUACAAAAGUAGUAUGUUUAAAGGUAAGGAAUAAAGGUUGUAUUGUAC
This is a messenger RNA of Arachis stenosperma, 1111 nucleotides long. RefSeq names its product wall-associated receptor kinase-like 20. Bases 2 to 940 code for a protein of 312 amino acids. Lineage: Eukaryota; Viridiplantae; Streptophyta; Magnoliopsida; Fabales; Fabaceae. The transcript has 2 exons. The record is from RefSeq and is a predicted model, not a curated record. Gene Ontology annotation, molecular function: polysaccharide binding.